UAUACUCUCUUUCCACAUCGAAUCGUCGUCGUCGUCCCCCCUCCCCUCUCUAUCUCUGCGCCUUUUACCCUAAAAAGAGGCAUCGGUUCUCCUCCAUAAGACCCUCUUCUUUGUUCCUCAGUCUCUCUCAGGCCUCUCUGUCAGCGAGCGAGCGAGCGAGAGAGAGAGAGAGAGAGAGAGAGAGAGAGAGAGAGAGACUGGUUUUUUUUGUUUGUUUUUCUCGAUCCUUUUUGCUGCAAAUCUUUAGAUACCGAGAGUGAAUACACACGAACCCACUUUCGGCUUCAUCGUUUUUUCUCCAAAAAAAUCUGGUUUUUCGCUUUUUGGUCGGGAAAAAAGUCGAUUCUUUUUCCGUGGGCGAUCGAAGUUUUCAUCGAUGGCGCCGGGUUUUGACUACGCUGUCGUGUCGAGCCUUCUUUGUACCGAAGACGACAGUGUAUUCGACGAUAAUGAUUGCUACGAGACCACAAGCUUCCUCAGGAAUGAUCGAACCGAUUAUCAUCAUGGCCGGAACUCUUACGGCGGCGCCGGAGUCGUCGUUGCGCCGCCGGAGAGCGAGGAAGGUCUAUCUUCGUUGAUUUCUAAGGAAUCUGAGCAUUUACCGAAAGAUGAUUACAUGAACAGACUUCGAAAUGGCGAUCUUGAUUUGGUUGCUAGAGCCGAAGCCAUUGAUUGGAUUUGCAAGGUUCAUGCCCAUUUUGGCUUUGGACCCCUCUGUUCAUAUUUGUCAAUAAACUACAUGGACAGAUUCUUGUCCUCCUAUGAAUUGCCUAAGGGAAAAGCCUGGAUGAUGCAAUUGUUGGCUGUGGCAUGUUUGUCCCUUGCUGCUAAAAUGGAGGAGACUGAGGUUCCUGUCUCUCUAGAUCUACAGGUGGGUGAGUCCAAGUUUGUGUUUGAGGCAAGAACCAUACAGAGAAUGGAGCUUCUUGUGCUCAGCACACUGAAGUGGAGAAUGCAAGCAGUGACACCAUUUUCGUUCUUGGAUCAUUUCCAUUCCAAGAUCAAUAUCGACCAAUCUCUCCAAAGACUCGCAAUCUUGAGAUCCAUUCAACUCAUAUCGAGCACACUGAAAGGGAUUGACUUAUUGGAGUUCAAGCCUUCUGAGAUUGCAGCCACUGUUGUGAUUUCUUCUGCAGAGGAAAUUCACAAUGCCUUCGACAGUGAAAUGGCACUCUCUGCUCUAUCUCCAUAUGUUUCAAAGGAAAGGGUGUUGAAAUGCAAAGAAUUGAUCCAAGACCAUGGAUUGACGGCUUUUCCGCCACUCCAAUCUGCUCCACAGAGCCCCAACGGAGUUCUUGAAGCCUCUUGCUUGAGCUUCAAAAGCGAUGACUCGUCCCUCCCUCUCGUGAAACGUAGGUUGCCCCGUGAGGUCUCUCUGUUUUGACAAAACCCAAGAAUAUGAGAAACGCGAGGACCGAAGUUUAAACUUUUAAAAUUAGGGGAGAGAAAUGAAAUGUUGAAGAUUUUGCGGGACUCAAUUGCAAAUGACGAAGAUGUAAAGGGUGUGUGGAGAAAAAGCGCACAAGGACGACGUUUUGAUGCUUCGAUUCGGCUUUGUUGUUUAUUUUUUAAUAUAAAAUUAUUUAUAUUAUAUUCAGUGUAAAUAACUUCGAUAUGUUUAUUAUCUAAAUCGGUAAUAAAAUAUGUAUUGCCUGUAA
This is a messenger RNA of Tarenaya hassleriana, 1658 nucleotides long. RefSeq names its product cyclin-D4-1-like. The coding region runs from base 377 to 1384 and encodes 335 amino acids. Gene Ontology annotation, molecular function: cyclin-dependent protein serine/threonine kinase regulator activity. The transcript is spliced from 6 exons. Gene Ontology annotation, cellular component: cytoplasm; cyclin-dependent protein kinase holoenzyme complex; nucleus. The record is from RefSeq and is a predicted model, not a curated record. Gene Ontology annotation, biological process: mitotic cell cycle phase transition; regulation of cyclin-dependent protein serine/threonine kinase activity. NCBI's taxonomy places the organism in Eukaryota, Viridiplantae, Streptophyta, Magnoliopsida, Brassicales, Cleomaceae.